Messenger RNA from Quercus robur (English oak), 1461 nucleotides. RefSeq names its product putative ALA-interacting subunit 2. Lineage: Eukaryota; Viridiplantae; Streptophyta; Magnoliopsida; Fagales; Fagaceae. The record is from RefSeq and is a predicted model, not a curated record. Bases 158 to 1150 code for a protein of 330 amino acids. Gene Ontology annotation, cellular component: endoplasmic reticulum; plasma membrane; Golgi apparatus. The transcript has 9 exons.
UUUCAAGUAUCCAAAAAUUCCAUCACACCAAGCAAUCUCUCCCCUCAUUCCUCUUCUUCAACAUCUUCGCCUCUCCUCUCCUCUCCUCUGGAAUUCAAUCCAUCACCUUCCCAUUUCUGCUCAAAAUCUAUCAGUUCUGUGCAGUGGCAUUGCUGAAAUGGAGCAUGGGACUAGAUCAGAUCAACCUAGUUGUCCUACUCGAAUGUCUUUAUGGAGAAAAGAAGCUAUUAAUAAGUUUACACAGCAGAAUCUUCCGGCUUGUAAACCUGUACUAACACCAGCAUGGGUCAUUUUGACAUUUCUAUUGAUCGGUACUAUUUUCAUUCCUAUUGGCCUUGUUUCUCUUCAUGCAUCGCGAAGUGUUGUUGAAAUUGUGGACCGAUAUGAUAUUGAUUGUGUACCAGAACAAUUUAAAAGCAAUAAGCUGGGAUAUAUUAAAGAUAGCUCAUAUCCGAAAAAUUGUUCUCGCACAUUAAAGGUGAACAGAUAUAUGAAAGCUCCAAUUUACAUCUACUAUCAGCUUGAUAACUACUAUCAAAACCACCGAAGGUAUGUCAAAAGUAGAAGUGAUCAGCAACUCUUGCAUGGAUUAGGGUCCAAUAAAACGAGUCUCUGUAAACCUGAACAGUCCAACAAUGGUCUUCCAAUUGUCCCAUGUGGUUUGGUAGCAUGGAGUUUGUUUAAUGAUACCUAUAAAUUUAUUCGUGGGAAAUCAGAAUUGAAUGUUAACAGGAAGAACAUAGCAUGGAAGAGUGACCGUGAUCAUAAAUUUGGGAAGCAUGUUUAUCCCUUCAAUUUCCAGAAUGGGACCUUGAUUGGGGGUGGAAAGCUAAAUUCAAGUGUUCCUCUAAGUGAUCAAGAAGAUCUUAUUGUAUGGAUGCGCACAGCUGCUCUCCCUAGCUUCCGGAAGUUGUAUGGUAGAAUUGAAGAAAAUUUGCAUGCAAAUGAUGUUAUAGUAGUCAACCUAAUGAACAACUACAACACUUAUAGUUUUGGCGGGAAAAAGAAGCUCGUUCUUUCAACAUCAAGCUGGUUGGGAGGAAAGAAUGACUUCCCCGGGUUUGCCUACAUUUUUGUUGGUUCUUAUUGUAUAGUCAUCGCCAUUAUCUUCAUGUUACUUCAUGUGAAAUAUUCAAGGUUCCAGGUGUAAAGAAUUAAAGACACAGAGAGCAUUAUUUGAUUUUAAAAGAAGACACUUUACAAUUGGAGUUUGUUGAAAACAUGGUAGUGGGGUUCGAAGGCGUCCCCGGUUUCACAAGAUUCCUAUUCUUCCCAUUGUUACUAUAAUUUUUUUUAAAAAUUAUUUAUUGAGUGAGGAUUGAUCAUCGUUGGAGGAUGACCUUGAACAUUAUACGUUUUGCAGUUUUUGAUACACCAUAUUGGAAGCUGAAAGUGUAAACAGUGUACUGAUUGUUUAAAUAGACAUUUGUUUAAUCCGAAGGGAGGUAAAAAUUACAUAAA